Molecule: messenger RNA, 1071 nt
Organism: Cladophialophora psammophila CBS 110553
Lineage: Eukaryota; Fungi; Ascomycota; Eurotiomycetes; Chaetothyriales; Herpotrichiellaceae
Exons: 2
Coding region: 1-1071 (356 amino acids)
Source: RefSeq, a predicted model, not a curated record
AUGUCGGAGAAGGAGGACUUUUCGUUUUCCAGGCAGCAAGAUACGGCUACGUCGAGACCUCUGGCCGAAACCUCUUCUCCGUUCUCUUUCCAGAGAUUCUCCCAGUGGCCGUCGUCCACCUACGACCCUUUCGCCGGGGAAUCUGGCGGCCGCAUAUCACCUGAGCGGUCGGAGAGGCUGCGGCAGAGGCUUCCACCGGAGAUUCAUAGCGCAACUCGUAUACCUACAGCGACUGCUGUGGGUGAUCCUUUCCGACCACUCUCGUUUAUAUCACAAUCGUCCACUUUUGCCUCUGAUCCCGGCUCGUAUCCGCAGCACGGUCUUCCUCCCAGGUCGAAUCCCGAUGACCAGAACAUCGCGCUUCGAAGACAAAGCCAGGACAGUUUUAUUCUUCAGACAGGGUCUCCCACAAGUCAAGGCUACGCAGAGUACGAUCUGGAGACGCAGAACCGACGGGCUUCCGAACUGGGCAGGACUGCUACCCGCUACCACACGCGGCGACGACCUUUCAACCAGGACGAGUUCGACGGGCCGUCUCAACUUCUUCCGCUCCCUGUGCCGCAACAGGAGCACGCACGGUCCCAGGCACUACCCUCCCUCCCGGUCCACCUGGACAUUGAGGAGCAAGACGAAAUCACAACACGGGUCAACGAUAUCUUGUCCCGGUGCGCCUUUCACUUUGUCGCAAAAUAUCAGUUUCCCAUCCCGCUAGAAAGGGACAAACCACGGGUCCGCACGCCCGGGGACCGCGAGUGGACCGAGUGGGCGUAUUUGUUGAAGAGGCUCGCUACCAAGCGAAGGAUCCCAGCCCGUGUGCUCUACGAUAACCAAAUCAAACAGUUUGUUACGACGUUAGAGAACUCGCUUGCCCUGAAGCAAAACAACCGAGACCAGCAGCCCAGAACGCCAAAGGACGACCGGUACAUGCUGCAACUAGUCAGCGCAGCCACCCAGGUCGCCAAAAUUUUGAUGGAUUCCUUGUCUAUGGAACAGCUCGACGCUCUGUAUAGGCAAACCGAGAGCGUAAUCCUCGAAAGAAGAGCCAGACUCAGAGGGUUGGGAUUUCAGUGA